This is a messenger RNA of Leptosomus discolor (cuckoo roller), 1769 nucleotides long. NCBI's taxonomy places the organism in Eukaryota, Metazoa, Chordata, Aves, Leptosomiformes, Leptosomidae. The record is from RefSeq and is a predicted model, not a curated record.
GAUGCGAGAUACUGCAAGAAAAAUAGAAGAAAAGUAUUUUUCCAAUCUCGCAACACAUGUUGAAUUUCUCCCGGUUGAAUGGAGAUCAAAACUCACCCUCGAUGGAGACACUGUGGACUCCAUUACUCCAGAUAAAGUACGAGGUUUAAGGGAUAUGCUGAACAGCAGCGCCAUGGAUAUCAUGUAUUAUACCAGUCCUCUUUACAGAGAUGAACUGGUGAAAGGGCUGCAGCAGGAGCUGAACCGGCUAUACACACUCUUCUGCUCCCGGAAUCCGGAGUUUGAGGAGAAAGGAGGGAAAGUCUCGAUUGUGUCCCACUCGCUGGGCUGCGUCAUCACCUACGACAUCAUGACUGGCUGGAACCCAGUCAGGCUUUACGAACAGUUGCUGCAGAAGGAAGAGGAGGAGCUUGAAGACCGUUGGAUGAGCUACGAGGAGCAACGUUUACUUGAAGAACUUUACAUAACUAAACAACGGUUGAGAGAGAUAGAAGAGAGGUUACAUGGGUUAAAGGCAUCCACCAUAUCAAAACCACCUGUCUUAAAAUUUAAGGUUGAGAAUUUCUUCUGUAUGGGAUCUCCAUUAGCAGUGUUUUUGGCGUUGCGUGGCAUCCGUCCAGGAAACAGCGGUAGUCAAGACCAUAUUCUGCCCAGAACAAUUUGUAACCGCUUACUAAAUAUUUUUCAUCCAACAGAUCCAGUGGCCUAUAGGUUAGAACCGUUAAUUCUGAAACACUACAGCAACAUUUCGCCUGUCCAGAUCCACUGGUACAACACUGCGAACCCUCUACCUUAUGAGCACAUGAAGCCAAGUUUUCUCAACCCAACAAAAGAACCUACCUCAGUGACAGACGGUGAAAGUGUUUCAACCGGGCCAAGCCCAACGACUUCACCGGUCAUGGUUCGACGCCACUACGGGGAGUCUAUAACUAACAUAGGCAAAGCGAGUAUAUUGGGCGCUGCGAGUAUUGGGAAGGGCCUCGGCGGGAUGCUUUUUUCCAGAUUCGGUCGAUCUAGUCCAGCCACCCCACAGACACUGGAGACGGGAAAAGAUGGGGCCGAGGGGGACGACAAGAAGGCCACAACUGUUGGGACGCCGCCUCUCCCGCACAGCAGCUCGGGCUUUCUCGAACCUGCAGUGGAACUGGAGCACAGGAUUGAUUUCGAGCUCAGGGAAGGUCUCGUGGAGAGCAGAUACUGGUCUGCAGUCACAUCACACACUGCCUAUUGGUCAUCUCUGGAUAUUGCUCUUUUCCUUCUAACCUUCAUGUACAAACAGGACCAAGAAGACACUGACAAAUCCAAUUUAGACACUAUUUGAAUUUUGGACUGGGGAUGGGGCGGGAUGGGAAAGGAAAUUUUAAAACAAAUGGCACAAAACUGAUGUUUUACUGUCAGAUCUCUUCAGCUCCACAUCCUAUUAUCCACAGUACCAUGGAAAGACCAUUCUGACUGCUGGCUUCCGAGGGCGUAUUGUACGUGACACAUUUAGAAACUAAUGCUGAAAAAAGCAUGAAGCAAAUAUUUGAAAUACUGUAAUUAUAAUUUAUUAUUCUCUCUAAUUGUUUCAUUUUAUUCCAGUGUAUAAAACAUUACUUUUUUACUGGUUUCUUUUGACAUAAUUUAAGAACCACAUUUAUUUUCUACAGUGUUAAGACUUUUACUCAGAAAUACAUAUCUUUGUACUACUAUUCAAAUGAAUAUAUGGACACUGUGGCACACUUUAAGUAUUUUUUCAUUAAAAAUAAAUAUUUGUGGUUUCACACAAA